CUAAAAGAGCUCCGUGCAGGGGAAGCUAUUAUAUACCUGGGGCAAAGCCUAAACUAGGGGCAACCCACACCAAAUAACCUCCAAACGACCCACAACAUGGGCAAGGCUAAAAAGAAAGCGUCACCGAUGAAAAUGACAGCUUUUUACCCGAAAACAGGUUCGCAGGUAGACGCAUACUCCUCAUCCCAAGAUGGCGCCGACUCGAAUAGCAGCAGUCCGACGCGCAUCACAGAGGGUACAGAUCGGAUAUCCAGGCCGAUUUUAAAAACGCAAUGGCGGAACUCAACCAUGAGGUUAGGCAACUAGAAGGCCGCACUGACCACCUGGAAAACAAAAUGGCAGAACUUGUAAGCUCCCACAACGAGCUCAUAGACGCAAACAGCACACUAGAAAGCGAAGUAGACAAACUAACAAAUAAACUGGCCGACAUUGAGGACAGGAACAGGAGAAACAACCUCAGAAUUAGAGGUGUACCGGAGCAAAUAAAAAUGGAGGAUUUAAAUCACUACCUCACAGAAAUGCUCCAAACUUUACUGCCACAAGAAAAACUUGAGCACUUGCUAGUGGACAGAGCCCACAGAUUACCUCGCAACAAAAAUGCACCCCCCGGUGCACCUAGAGAAGUCAUACUAAGACUUCACUUUUACCAUAUAAAGGAACUAACGUUAAACGCUUUCCGCAAUAAACAGGAACUGCCAGACAAAUAUACCACACUCCAAUGCUACCCUGACCUAUCUGCACAUACUAUGAAAAAACGUAAAGACUUUGCACAAGUAACAGUAAUACUGAGAGAGGCAGACAUACCAUAUAGAUGGCUAUUCCCAGUAAAGCUAAGAGUAGUGUAUAAAGACACUCCAUACAUAAUGGACACACCACAGCAAGGGAACCAUCUACUAAAACAGUGGUCACUACUACCACCACAAGAAACGCCGCAAAAACAACCACCAAAAAAGCAAAGACUUCAACAAGAAUGGCAAACUACCAAAAAUAGCCACAAGAGGGCCCCAAGCAUAAGCACAAUACUAGAACAAGUAGACCAAGAAAACAAUGAAAAUACAUGAACCUCAACACAAACUUCUGAGGCACACAAAACAAAGUUUUGACCCCACAAAGAUACCAUUUGCGCAAUCUCCCCCUGCACCAGCGUAAAUAAGACCACCAUCUGCACCCCCCACCUUGGCUUGGCAAAACCAGCGACUAACUCCAGACACAAAGCAAAA
Xenopus tropicalis (tropical clawed frog) is the source of this 1220-nucleotide messenger RNA. It is a transcript of the gene l1td1, whose product is annotated as LINE1 type transposase domain containing 1. The coding region runs from base 273 to 1061 and encodes 262 amino acids. The transcript has 2 exons. The record is from RefSeq and is a predicted model, not a curated record. Lineage: Eukaryota; Metazoa; Chordata; Amphibia; Anura; Pipidae.